AUGAAUUAUGCAGCACGGCAUAAGCAUACAGAGAAAAACCUGCAAAUACUUAAGGCUCUUCUCAAGGAGUCAUGCAAUCGGCAUUGUGCAGACUGUAAGACAGCGAAGAAUCCAAGGUGGGCCUCAUGGAACCUAGGUAUAUUCAUCUGCAUUCGAUGUUCUGGAAUCCAUAGAUCGAUGGGAACGCAUAUUUCACGGGUUAAAUCUGUGGAUUUGGACUCAUGGACAGAUGAACAAGUCAAGUCCAUGGUAAUGUGGGGCAACGGUAAGGCCAAUGCUUAUUGGGAGUCGAAGCUUUGCGAGGGCUACGUGCCUAAUGAGGCCAAAAUAGAGAACUUUAUUAGAACAAAAUAUGAUUUGAAGAAGUGGUGUUCUGGCCCCACACCCAAUCCUUCCAUCAUCAGGAUCCCUACGAAGCCGGCUGUACCUAGGCAGGCCAUCAAUACAAACCCCUCACAAUCAACACCGUCCUUACUCGAUCUAGGCAUCGACUUGACCACUCCUGUUCCUAGGCCAAGGUCUGACCAAAUUUCCUUGUCUUCUCUUCCAGCGGCAUCUUCGUCUUUAAGCUCCCAUUCGUCAUUAUCGGCCCUUUCAAUAUUGGAUAAUAGUAUCUCUGAAGAACGGAGUAAGCAAAAGAAGGCCAGUGACCAAACCAAGGGCAGACCAGAGUUAAAGAACUCCAUUCUUUCUCUUUACUCGACUUCUUCAUCCUCUGCUCCUUCGCUUCCACUACACAACACUACAUCUAACUCUAUUGCCGUAUCUGGGUUUUCAAAUUUGAAGACCAACGAUACCGUGGCUCCCUUACCUGCCUCUCGAAACGUCCAGGCCGCUUGGAAUGCCAGUAAUGUUUGGGCAAGUUCAAAUAGUUCGAACUCCAGUCCUGGUUUAGCGGAUAAUGCAGGAAACACGACAUCAUCUUCAAAUGAUGCCUUCAAGAAUAUAUGGCAAUGA
This is a messenger RNA of Brettanomyces nanus, 957 nucleotides long. RefSeq lists its product as uncharacterized. Gene Ontology annotation, cellular component: Golgi apparatus. Gene Ontology annotation, molecular function: sequence-specific DNA binding; GTPase activator activity; metal ion binding. The record is from RefSeq and is a predicted model, not a curated record. Lineage: Eukaryota; Fungi; Ascomycota; Pichiomycetes; Pichiales; Pichiaceae. Gene Ontology annotation, biological process: regulation of DNA-templated transcription; endoplasmic reticulum to Golgi vesicle-mediated transport; intra-Golgi vesicle-mediated transport. The coding region runs from base 1 to 957 and encodes 318 amino acids. The transcript has a single exon.